UUUGAAUCGCUUCGUCUCUGAUCUGAUCUGAUCGGAGGAAGUAUCUCGCAAUGAAUGUAGAUGAUGAGGGGAGAUUGGCUCCGCCGACUAGAGCUAAGCACAUCGGGAAGAGAGCUCUAAAGAACAAAAGCGUCACCGUCUCGUUUGAUGAGAAAGAUCUCAGGUAUCGUUAAAAAAAAAUCGAAACUUGACGCUGUUUCUUUGGAGGAUUUUGCAAGAGGAAGAAGAAGAGGAGAAAGGAAGCUCAGAAGCAGCAGGAGUAGUCUAUGAGGCGGAAACGUAUCGAGGCUCGUAAGAAAAGGAAGUUGGAAGAGAUGAUGAUCGCUGGUCAUGGUGAGGAAAAUGAAGAAGGAGAAGCUAAUGAGGAUGCAAAGGAUGAAGAAACAAAGGCAGAUGCUUCAACUUCUGGAACGACCAUGUAUGACACAGGGGAGCUUAAAGUGACAGUGACAACAAGCGAGAUAUCUCGUGAAGAAGAGGAUGAGCCUGUUCGCAGGGAGAAGACUCAGUCAACAGAAUCUGAUGUUUCCACCGUCACAGCCUCCACAUCACAGCCUCGGCCUUUGAGGAAAUCUAAACCCUCGAAGCAGAAUCGGAGACACAAGUCAAGCACCAAAACUAUGAAGAAAAGAGAUAAGAAGAAACAAGCAAGAGGGAUCAAGAGUUCACGUUAGUAAAGAGAGAUUUGUUUUGUUUCCCUUUUAGUGACAAGCUUUCAU
Brassica oleracea var. oleracea is the source of this 719-nucleotide messenger RNA. Its product is annotated as ribosomal RNA-processing protein 17. Gene Ontology annotation, cellular component: nucleolus. The record is from RefSeq and is a predicted model, not a curated record. Lineage: Eukaryota; Viridiplantae; Streptophyta; Magnoliopsida; Brassicales; Brassicaceae. Gene Ontology annotation, molecular function: RNA binding. The transcript has 4 exons.